Acromyrmex echinatior (Panamanian leafcutter ant) is the source of this 1229-nucleotide messenger RNA. Its product is annotated as A-type potassium channel modulatory protein DPP6. Gene Ontology annotation, molecular function: dipeptidyl-peptidase activity. Gene Ontology annotation, cellular component: plasma membrane. NCBI's taxonomy places the organism in Eukaryota, Metazoa, Arthropoda, Insecta, Hymenoptera, Formicidae. Gene Ontology annotation, biological process: proteolysis. The record is from RefSeq and is a predicted model, not a curated record.
GAAGGUUGCUGGUCUCUGCUCCGGUGUUUCCGUUCGUUGGCUCCGUUCGCGGAAAGUCGUCGCUUAGACCGGUGUGACAGAGGAGUUUUUGUGUACGAAGUGAUCGCGAGGAUCGUUGGGUCGAUCCUUGCUCCAGAUCGGUGAGGUGUUCUAUUCUGCAAGCGGAGGCUGCUUCUUCCUAUCUAAGGACUGGUAUCCGGAUUUCGUUGCCGCGCCGCGCCGCGCUGGUAGGAUCCUUUCCUGGGUGUUUCCUUCCUAUUUUUACGACAGCGAGGAAAUCUGUGUGUCGAUCAUCGAAAAACGAUUGGCUGCCUUUUUUAACGGGGAUCGACCAUUAAUCGAUGAUUCGCCCGUAGCCGGUUCUCGUUCUUCUACUCCGAGAAAGUUGUGACGAGAACAGACUGGGCGGGGAAUCCCGGCAUCAGGAUCGAGGAUUCUGUCCGAGCGUGUAUUCAGAUGUAGCUGAGAGGUCGGAGUGUUCCUCUCGACGUCUUAGAGAUUGGAUCAGUGCGUUUUUUGGAAUUUGUGAUCAGAAUGAGCAAGGCGAUUUUCAACGUGGCAUCUGGCGACAUUUCGGAUCUCAUGACGAAGAACAAGCAGCGAUAUAAAUGGCGUUUGCUGGCUUGCGGCAUUGUCCUUAUAAUCGUGCUGGCUCUGGUGAUCGCGGCGGCGAUCCUUCUGACCGGCAGUCCGGAUUCCACUGCGUCCAGAACGAACGGUGCAGCCGGCAUUUCCUUGGAGGAAUGGCUCUCGGGUUCGUUAUCCCCCAAGAGUUUCAACGGCACGUGGAUCAGCGGAGACGAGAUCCUCUACCGUGACGAGAUAGGCAAUUUGUUGAUCUACAAUGUCAGCUCGGCCGCAUCCAAGAGUCUGUUGGACUCCAGCAAUCCCGAUUUACUGUCGAGUUUUGAUCACCAUUUAUCUGCCGAUAGGAAGUACCUAUUGCUCGCUCUCAAUUACCAGAAGCUGUAUCGUCAUACAUACCUGGCGCAUUACAGGAUCGUGAACCUGGAGACUCUGAAGAGGAUGAGAGUCGAGGGAAAAGCCGCACCACGCCGCGUGCAAAUUACAAACUGUGCACGAAUUUAAUCCCGCGCCGUCUUACCGUCAUCACCUUGCUCGCCUCUCCAACCUCGUUCGUUCCACGUCUGAGAACUUUCCCUCGCGGAUUUGAUCAUUAACUCAGCAUUUAGGAGCGGUUAUAUUACGAUUACGAACCUGCCGCCAUU